UCAAAUGAGAAGUUGACAGAACCAAGAAUUGUCAUGGCUUCGAUGUUCGAUAUGUCAUAUUAUUUCUUUCGCCUUUCUAUUGUGUAUUGCUGUGAUUUUUAUGCAUGCUCUAAUUGUCGAAAAAAUUAGAUGUUAACUGUUAAUUCAGAAUACCGUAAAUUGUGAUUUGUACUAAAUUUAUUAUUUAAAGUGCGUUCACUUUUUUCUUGUGACAAUCGGAAGAAUAAAAUUAUGGUGAUCGUGAAUUUGUGAGUACGGUUUUAAAGAAUCGGAAUUAUAUUAAGUAUAUUAUUGUCGUGUAACGUUUCAAGUUCGUCGGUGUAUUGUAUUUAUUAAAAAUGUCCGGGGUUCUUGCCGGUCAUGUUACUAAACGUAGGAGAGGUCGCCGUGUAAAGACUCGUUCAGUGUUAAGAAUGAUGGCAAUAAUGCAGGACAGGAAUAGUGAGGAAGUACCGAAGGAGUUUCUCGAGACGGGACGCACGGGCCGCAGGAACGCCAUGCCUGACAUCCUCCACCCGCAGGGUGCCGAGGUGACCACAGCUGACCUGCCGUCGCGGCUGCAGCAGCUGGUCACCUCUGAUCCCGACAACCCACAGCCAGGCUCGUCGAAGACCGAUCUGGACGUGAAGAAAAGCGACGACCCGCCGACGAAGAAGGGCAGUUGCAGUUGAGCUGCCUCGGCCCCCUCGCGGUGCCGCAUCCCCGCGCACCCCAGGAUUCGCCCAAAGCUAUAGUAAUCUCAACCAGGUAUCGUAAGCCCCACCUUAUUAUUAGGCGAGGCACAUGUAGUCAACAUCGAUAGUUUAGUAUGUAAGUGGGCUGUGCUUAUGACUUGGCAGCAUGGUCUCUGACCUUAGCCGGUUCUCUGUGGAACGAUUUAAAAAAAAGUAGGUGGGCUAUACGUCGAAAUUUAAAUGUAUGUUGCUCACAUGAAUGCUACAAUCGGUCGGAUAUAAGAUGUUUGAUUGCACUAUGUAUGAGUGUAGUUUAUUGGUUAGUCGUAGGCGUAGCAAGAAUACUCAAAUUUCGAUGGCAUAUUUUUUUUUUAAUGAAUUUUUUGAUGAUCACAUGAUGCGGUUAUACGCUCGAAUUGUUGCUCGUAAUGAAAAUUACUAUAAAUGGAAUAUGAAUAUUGUGGACACGACAUCGAUCGAGUUUAUCUAAGUUAGUGUGAUAAUCGACAUUACGCUGUGCUGGCCGUUGUACUGCUCAACUACACCAAGUUUUCCGUGCUAGAACUGGGCACAAUAAGCUUCUAUUUCAAUACGAUGUACAUGAAAGUGUAUGUGCACGCGAUUUGUCCAAAUAGAGUAGAAUACUGCAAAGAUGUUUCUUGAUGGAAGCCUAAUUCCAUUAACCAAUCUGUCAGCGCACUUAAUCAAAAUACAAGAAAUCCCUUCAAUCCGUGUUGCAAAAGAAAUUCGACGUAAAAUUACCGACGCGUAUAUAGAGGCAACAAUGGCGGAACCAGCUCUCGAGUCGGGGGGGAAGGGUCAUAUAGUCGAGGUCAAGAAGGGGAAGACUCCAAAUCGAUUGCAACAAAAGAAAUUAAUUAUAUUAUGUUAUUAUUUAAACUUCAAAUUAAUUUCAAUCAAAUAAGGUAAUCAAUUUUCCUCUGAACAUAAUUUAAAUAACAGUAUGUAAUAUUAUGCGUGUCAUUCGCGUGUAUUAGCUAUCAUGCAAAAUAUUUAGUUUAUUAAAUAUUAUAUUAUAAGAGUCAUUUAAAAAUUAUUAGUAGUCACCUACAUCCAACCCAAGGCGUGGUCAUGAUCUUAAUGACGCCACCCCUCUCCCGCCUCCUGGAACCACCUUUGACGGCUAGUAAGUUGUGAGAGAAGCAAACAACUACAUGGACAAUAGUCUAUAGAGCUAUACCACUCUGUCCAUUUCUAUGCCAAUGACUACGCCUACGAUUGACAUCUUAUCGCGUGACACAUAAUUUUUUUUUUAUUAUCUGUGAAACGCGAUAGUAAUGUAAUUGUCUAUGACAAUCGGAAGUUCAUUGUAAAAGUUAAUUGGUGAUAAUUAUUGUAUGUAACGAAACUUAAAACUUCGCAUGUAUGGUCAGAAUAUAUGGUCAGAAUAUAAUAAUGCGUGAAAAUAUUUUAAAUGAUGUGUGAAAGCCUGGGACAUAAUAAUUAGUAGGGAUGCUAAUGAAUUAACUGAGUCGAAAUAUUCCAUAAAAGGGGACAUUUUUAUAAUUAUAAUAAUUUAAUAUUCUUGCCUCAUUUAUAAUGUCAAUGUGAGUAUUCGCCAAUCUUCGUGUAUGUUUGAAAAUAUUCGCAGAUGAUUGACGAAUUAUUCAGAUCUGCUGACCAUACAGAAAACUAAAUGAAAGAAGUGUGUAGAAUAGAAUUUAUUAUAAAAUGUACGGACUGCUUCGAGGCUUGAAAGUCGUUAAGUUACUGUAAAAUAGCAACAUUUAGUAUGUUUUAAUUGAAUACAAAUAAUUUUAAAACGCUUAAAUUUGUGUUUUCUUAUAAAUAUUUUAUAUGUUGUAUUGUUUGUCUGUAGAAAAGUGUUUAGAUUAGGUUAAAUGGGCGGCUAAAUCUACUAUAGCGUUUGAUAUUCGUAGAUUAUUGUCUAUUACCGAUGGAAUAGUUUUGUUGGAAUAUUGUCAUGUUUGAAUGUGGGACAAGUAUAAAAUAGAUGUGGCUCUUCAACAAGUAAAAUACGCUACUUCGUUACAAUGUAAAAAAUAUACAAUUGUUGCUAAAAUGAAUGUAAAACACUAGUAAAUACAAUGUUAUCAUUAUUGCCGCUUCUAGAUAUUGUCGACAAUAUAAUUGUUUAAGCAUGUGGGUGUCUGGAACAAAUCAUGGUUGUAUUGCCAAACAUUUGUCAUGCCUAUUCGUGUGAAUAAAUCAACAGUAUUGAGAAACUAAAUUGGGGUCCAAUGGUUAACUAAACGGAAUAAGUCGUGUCAAAAUCCAGUGAAAUCAAAUAUGACGUUUGCCAUAGACAAGAUUGUGUUUUUUUUUUCAAACAGUGCAACCAGGAUUAAAAUGUGCAUAUUAUAAUGAGAAUAUCAAAAAUAAUAUUAUUAUUAAUAUAAAUUCGUGACGUCAUAUUACGAUGAUUAUUGUGUCUGCCGUGUUUCAUAAUAAUCUCGCACAAAACAUAACAUAGUUAUACACAAAUGCAUUUGCUGUAAUCGAUAAUUUGUACUUGAUGCUUGAAAAGGUCAAAUCGUUUGUAAUCUGUUCUUAGAUCUUAUUCGAAAUAAUAUCAACAAACGAUAUUAUACUGAUGCAUAAAUAAUAAUUAUUGUUUUACUAAUGUCAACACAAUUUUCCAAGAGUCAGGUUAAUUUUUGAUAAGAAAAUUUCGAAUUUAUAACCAAACUCGAUUUGAUAAGUUGUGUUAUUGACGUAAUAGUUUAUCUAUUUAAUUUAUCAGUCGUGUUACACAAUAUAUUUUUUAACGUAAGUUGCUUGUCGCUAAUGCAAUGUUGUUACAACGAGCUUUCUCAUAAAUACAUAAUCGUGUCAAAUAAUAUGGUUUUUAGAUGUACGGAAAAUGAUAGAUUCCCUUUAAAGCACUUUAAAGCGUGGAACCACAAAACUUUAUAAAUAUUGUAUUGGUACAUACAAAUUGUACCUUAAAAAACUUACAACGUUCUGCUACUUCUUUAGUAUAGUCUAUAAAACAUACUUAUAAAAAACCUGGCAACAAAUAUCUCGUCUCGAAUGGACGCUAUAGAUCGUCUCUUCCACUCCUGUAUCGACGUCAUGUACCAGACAGAGAAUAGUCAAUUAUUGACAGGAUACUUUUGAGGCUGUUCUUACAUAACGUAGCUGUAACGGAGCAUUUUGUAUUAUAUUUUACAUCAUUACCAUAAUAAUGUAUCAAUUGUUAUAUAUACAGGUGUAGAUUUUAAUACAAAUCGUAAACUUUUUCUUUGAUUUGCUUGAGACUAUCUUUCAGUUGAGUAUUAUAUGCCCUGUAUAAUAAUAACAUCCUGUAUAUCAUGUAGGUACAAAGUCCUUUUAUAUAUUGACACCAUGUAUUUUAAUACGUUCAGUAAAAUAUAAAAUCGUUUUUUUUUUGUCGCAAGUUCCAGUGUCUGAGGGAGGCGCGCGUAAAACUUAUUUCUUGAAAUCACCUCCUUUACGCUCGCACGGGCUGCCCCGCUCUACGCCACUGGUUAUAAUUUAAUAAAAAAAUAACAUUUUCGAAUCUCAACAUAUUGUACCUUUGCAUUGAUUUCUAUUCAUGACAUAUUGAGUGAGUUAUCAAUAUGUACUAAACCUACCGAACGAUAUCUUAAAUCGAUUAAGGUCUGACGCUCAAUGAAGGGAUAGGACAAGACUACAAGACCGAGCAGUUUCUUUGUGCAAAAUGAUUCAAUUUCUAUAAUUAACUAAAUUUACACUUAUGUCAUUAAUUCAUUUGUCGCGUGUUGUAUGGUAAUCAAAAGUUUAAACAGUUAACCAGGAUCAAGGAAUGGGAAAACAUUUAUGUCAUCUCACACACGGAAAUUGCUUUGGCAUGCAGUCAUGGCUUGAACUCUCAGCUAGUCAUGAGAGUACAAUUAUAUGUAGCUGUAAUAUGAAAAUCUUUUGCCUUACUAUAAUAUUCCUAUGUAUUAGAACAUCGAAUAUUCACCGCUCUAUAGGCCUAUUCGGUGUUUCGAUGUUGUUCACCUGUUACCGUUUUCGCUAUCCGCAUUCCAAACCCUUGUAUAGUCGAAAUUAUUUUUUGUCAAUUAUCGAUAUAUUUAUCCAUACAUGAAAUCGAAUAUUCCUUUAAUCGAUUAAAUCAAUUGAUUUAUUGCGGACCUAUGGAUGUUAAUGAAUACGAUUAAUCUCUUUGAAUUUUAAAUUACGAUUCAAAUCUGUAAUUGUAAUAUAUUAUAUUCAUCCGAAUUUGUCGUUUAAUCGAUAAUUGUCUAAUGGUAUGAAUUUUCUUUGUGCAAUUACAUGUAUUUAAUAUAUCGAUAUAUUGCACAUGUAUCCGUAGCCAUAGAUAUAGCAUAAUGUCGUAUGUUUACGAGGCAACAAUUGACGCGAUAUGUUAUGAAACUCAACAUCAUGUCGACUAUUAUGAGUAACGCUAAACUUUUUGUCUACCAACGUUGUUUAUUCUACAUCAACAACAUGGACAUGUUACUUGUUGCCUACUGAAUAUAUAGCUUAACAAAACCAACGCACAUAACUUGUGACAUUUCCAUUUUAGGGACUUUUGUAUUAGAUACAAUUUAAAGCGUACACAUUUUUAUCGAUAUUUAGAGUUAAAAGUAUAUUUAUAGUAGUUUGUCAAUUUAUGUGAUUCGAGUGUAAUUUUUCGUAACGUUGUUAAAGUGUUCAUAAUGUUUUAGUUGUAAAGAUUAUUGGGUCUUUUAUAGAAUUUAAUGGUACAUCAGGAUUAAGAUAACAAGGCUCCCUGGGCGAAAGUAUUUAAUGUUACUAAUAUAAGUAAUAAAACAACGUCAAAAGAUUACAGUCCUGAUAAGCCAUAAAAGAUUCUAUAUAUUCCAAUUUUAAACAUUACCUGACGGCGCGUAGGAUAAAAAUAGCCCAUAAUUGCACAUGUUAUAGCUUUUUAUACAACACUAGUGCUGUGACAGUAUCGAAAACUAUUUAAUAGACAUAAGUUAAUAUCGAUAGUUGAUAUCUCGUAUCUUCUCCUUCCGUCUAUCGCUGAUUACAGUCGGUUCUACUAUAAUUUAUUACCGAUAAUUUUAAGUGAUGUGUGCUAUGUUUAUUGCUAAUUUAUCGAUUUAUUUUUGUUUGAACGAGGUGGAAUAUACUUUAUAUUAAAGCAAAUUGGUGGAACUAGUUUCACAUUUAUUCAUGCCAAGACUAUAAUUGAAAUGUUCGAUUAAAUUCAUUGCUUUUAAAUAAACGAAAGCGAGAUUUUUUACGAGACCAUUAAGGGUUAAUUUACGUUGAAUUGCAUAAUAAUUAUUCUUAAAUAAGGCUUCAAACCAAUAUUGUACUUAAUACGAAAAAUUGAUGCUAUUUUUAUCUUUUAUUCUGUUGUAUUUUUUUCAAGCUUUUCAUAGUAGUAGCAUUUGUAUAGCACACUUAUGAUGUGUAGCAUCAAUCGCUGGUCUCUCAAAUGUACCUGUUUGAAACUAUUGCAGCUUUUUUUAACAAUUAUAUGAUAGCUAUUUGGGUCAGCUGAGAUAAUAGAUUAUAGUCAAAUAACUACAAUCUAUUAUCUCAAUGUUAGUGCAACUCAUUCUCACGGAUACUUAAUAUAGUGUCCAAAUUAUCUUUUUAUAUAAAUAUUUUUAACUAUGCGUCUAUUAUAAGAUACUGCCGAUUGCGCUUCUUGUUUUCAUAACCGUGGAGUAACUGUUAAGUGUGGUAAGUGACUUCUGAAUCCCUAAUUUAGAUCCUGAAGCUAAAAUUGGCAUCCUAAUUUGACCACACGAUAAAAGCAUUUCUUUAAAACUUAUUGAGUGUAGUUUCUAUCCGUGUUAGUGUAAACACAUAAAAAUGGGUUUAAAACAACUAUAUAUAAUUAUGCAAUUAUAUACUAUUCUUCCGAAAACACUUGACAGUUACACCACAAGACCAUUAUAGAUCUCUUAUUUUAUUUUCGUUCAUAAGUAUUAUAGUUUUGUUUGUUUACACCGGCUGUGUAUAUAGGUACAUAUUUAUUGUGAAUUUUGUACCGCGUAGUGUGUAGUCGAAGCAUUUUAUAAACAAGAAUGUGAGGUAAAAGUGUUUUUUUUAUAUCGCACAAGCUAUUGGAUUGUGAUAUAAUUAGCAAAUGCGCCGAGCUCAUAGAUCUUUGAAUAAAAAGUUUGUUUUUAUUAUAAUAUUUAUAUCUUUGAAUUAUAAUGUCGAUAUAGAAAAAUAUCUAUCACAGACUGUUUAAAAAAAAUGGAUAUUUCUUUUAUUGUAUAGACAAAAGGAAGGUCUUUAAACUUCAUUUUUGACAUAUCCACACUGUUUAAAAUAUGGCAACACAUAAUCGAAAAAUAUGAAAUGUAUGACCGACCGUAUUUUGUCUAAUAAAGACAAUAUUGAUGUGUAACAUUAUUUAUUCAAUUUUAAUGUAAAGUAGCUUAUUAUAAUUAGUGUCGUAACGGCGAUACCACACUGUUCGAUGCGUCCACAUUAUAAAUGAAUGUGGCUGACAGGCGAACGUGUGGUUGAACAAUUAAUACAGCUCUGUAGCUAGCUGUAAUAAAAGUUGUAAAAUACAGCUCCGUAGCUCGGUGUAACAACACUGUAAUAAAAGUUAUAAGGCAGCACAAUCAGAGAGCACUCUUACGAGAACAUUAUAAUAGCUUAAAUUUAUAAAUGUGUUUCGGUUUUGAAUAAUUAAAACCACAAUACUCAAUUAACCUUAACCUAUUUAUGAACAGUUUCUUCGAGACAACAAUGCAUACGAAAUGUUAACGUUUUGCUGUGUUAGUUACGUGUUAAAAUUCCAAGAUCCCUAGCUACAGAUCUGUUUUAAUGCACAAGGGCAAGUUCACUGUAUCGAACAACGGUGCAAUUAACAUCAACUUGUAACUUAGUGAAGGAUUAGAGUUAACGAAUUUGUAUCGUUUUGUAUCUAGUUUGUUGUCAAGCAAACGGAAAUGAAAAUAAAUAUGGGAAAAAAU
Manduca sexta (tobacco hornworm) is the source of this 7567-nucleotide messenger RNA. RefSeq lists its product as uncharacterized. NCBI's taxonomy places the organism in Eukaryota, Metazoa, Arthropoda, Insecta, Lepidoptera, Sphingidae. The transcript is spliced from 3 exons. Bases 339 to 671 code for a protein of 110 amino acids. Gene Ontology annotation, molecular function: cAMP-dependent protein kinase inhibitor activity. Gene Ontology annotation, cellular component: nucleus; cytoplasm. The record is from RefSeq and is a predicted model, not a curated record. Gene Ontology annotation, biological process: negative regulation of cAMP-dependent protein kinase activity.